GGAUUGGAAGGCGUGGCCGCGGGAGGAACAAAAAGCAGAAAGUAUAUAUAACUGUGCUGAUAUAGAAAUAUCUCCAAAAUGGAACUAUGCCUUUGGAGGUGGUGGUGGAACUGCAGAUCCGGGCGAUUUCUUGCCCAGGGGUGUGCCUUCCUGGCAAGCAAGAUGUGUUCCUUGGGGUUUACCUCCUGAAUCAGUACCUCGAGACACAGUGCUUUCCUUCCGUGUUCCCUAUUAUGAUUCAGCGGAGCAUGAGGUUUGAAAAGGUAUUUGAAAAUGCAAUAGAUCCUGGAGCUGUAGCAGACAUUUUAGAAAGCUUUCUAACAAGGUUUGAGUUAAUACAGCUAGUGCCUCCAGCGUGGGAAGAGUUGGCCUACUAUGAAGAAAACACACGGGACUUUCUCUUCCCUGAACCCAGGCUGACACCUUCUCAACCUGGGAUGUGUAGGGAGGUGCUCAUGAAGACAGUUGAAGGUUUUCCGGGCAUUGCUCCCAAAAUAGAGUUUUCUACGAGGACAGCCAUCAGAGAACGUGUGUUUCUGCAUAGAAACAGAUUUCUUGAAGAAAGAUGUAAGUCACGAAGGCCUUUAUCUACAUCAAAUGGACCAAAAUUCCCCUUAAGUAGUAUAAAGAUGAAAUCAAGGGAGAGUAAUCUCGACAGACUGCCCCAAGGCAUGCAGUCCCGGCCGCCCUCUCCAUACUUCACCAGGCGUUUCUUUCAGGACCAGUCAGCUCAACUGGAUCUUGGAGAUAGUUUCAAAAUACCCAGAGAAAGCAAACCUCCAUUUGUAGUAAGACACGUGGACAGUGCAAAGCCCUUUGGUGAGAACAGUUCAGAGCAUCAUUCCCAGAAGUCUAGAAGAAAAUCUGACUUUUCAAACUUUCCAUUUCCAGUGAGAAGAGCUUCUUCUCUUGACAGCCUUGCAGCUAACGUAAAGGUUAUCAAAGAGCCAGAUGAACGGAUAGUUUUAAGGAAUGAAUCACCAUCAUCGUUAGAUUCAAGUAAAUUUGAAAAGCCCUCGGCCAGUUACAGUAACCAAGGGGAUGCCGAUUUCCACCGGGAAACUUCAUUUGGCACCUCCCAGCACUCCAGGUUCCACCCUGGGUCCCAGUCCACGUGGAAGAAGAUCCACGAAAGGGUCUGCAGUCGUCUGAUGUCCCACAGAUCUCAGCAACACCUAAACAAGGAAGACUCCAUCUCUGAAGUAAAGAAUAUCCUUGAAAGACCAAGCUACCCUCUGAAGAAAUAUCCGGUGCAUGAACAGAGAUAUUUUUAAACUGCUGUCCUAUGGGAGACGGAAUGAAAGCUGGAGGAGCAUCAUGAAGAGCUCACUCAUCAAGCCAACUGAACAACAGUUUUUGUUCUGCGUAUCAAAUCACCAGUGUCUAACCCCCUUUAAAUCAAACCUGUACCCACCCAGUCUUUUGUACCCAGGUAAGAGUCAUUGAUUAAAGUGUUUGCUGUUUGAGGCUCAAGUUUUCUUGUCAAGCUGGAAAAUUUGUGUUUUAGUUUGUUUGUGUGUUUGUUUUGAGCUUGAAAACGAAAAUAAUAAUUGGGUGGCAGGUGCUUUUUCAUUUGGAAAGCACUUCUUAAAAUUCUGAUGAAAAUGUCAAGAUGCCUUUUCAGGUGUUCCUCAUUUUUGGCAGUGGAUGUGUUCUUGGAAAGUUCUUUUCUUUCCCUCCUUCCUCAUUUUUUCCUCCUUCCCGCUUGUCCUCACCCCUCCCCCACCUCUACCUAUUUCCCUUCCCUUCCCUUCCUUUUCCUUCCCAACCUUUCCUGUCCCUUCCCGUUCCUUCCCUUUCCUCUUACAUUUUCCAUGAGCUCGAGGAAGCUGCUAUCUAGAGGAAUAAACUGAUACAUCCUCUAGAAAAAGACUGUCACCCUGAUUUUCCAUUUUUGGUAAAUCUGUUUUUUUGUGGUUGUUUGUUUGCUUUUUAGUGUUAGGCUUGAUUUACAUGAUAUCAACUGAAAACCUAGGAAGAGGGAGCAUUACUUCUGGAGAAUUCAGGUCUUGCUUUAAAGGUUUAAUUUCUAUGAUACAUUUGUAAGAGUAGGCUAAUUUCUUUUGAUUGUAGUUUAAACCACUCCUUCUGUCACC
Messenger RNA from Balaenoptera ricei (Rice's whale), 2096 nucleotides. It is a transcript of the gene SPATA6L, whose product is annotated as spermatogenesis associated 6 like. Gene Ontology annotation, molecular function: myosin light chain binding. The coding region runs from base 87 to 1274 and encodes 395 amino acids. NCBI's taxonomy places the organism in Eukaryota, Metazoa, Chordata, Mammalia, Artiodactyla, Balaenopteridae. The record is from RefSeq and is a predicted model, not a curated record. Gene Ontology annotation, biological process: spermatogenesis. The transcript is spliced from 15 exons.